GUCAGAUGUAUUGAUCAACAACAACAAGUUUUCAAGAUGUUACAUGGCAGCUUUGCACGAAUUUCGAUCAUGUCAUCGCCAAAAUCGCCAAUUUUAGUCCUUGAGUGUGCUGUGAAGCGCAGAUAAAGGACUCCCACGCCCGUGCAUGUCCGUCCUUGAGACACACAUCACAGAUAAGAGAGGCAACCAAACCAACUGUCACCAAACACACCCGAACUUUCGUUAUUUUACUCCCCGGCUUGCGAAGAUGGGUGUGUGCGUGCCUCCGCCAGAACCAGUGAUGGCUGACAAAACUCCUCAGCAAGGAGACCCGCUGCUGAAUAAGUUCCACCAAGGGAGCCUCCCCAGCGGUAAAGAAACCGUCAAAGACGACGGCCUGCAUGCCAGGGGCCAGUGGGCGAGCAAGGCUGAGUUCCUCCUGGCUGUGGCGGGGCAGAUCAUCGGCCUGGGCAACGUAUGGAGGUUCCCUUACCUCUGCUACAAGAACGGAGGAGGUGUGUUCUUUGUGCCUUACCUGUUGUUCCUGGUUCUGUGCGGCAUCCCCCUGUUCCUCCUGGAGACCUCACUGGGACAGUACACCAGCCUGGGAGGGGUCAGCGCCUGGAGGACUAUCUGCCCAUUAUUUGGAGGUCUCGGCUAUGCCAGCCAGGUGAUGAUCCUGCAUGGAUGCGUGUACUACAUCGUCAUCCUGGCCUGGGCUCUCUUCUACCUGUCUCACAGCUUCAAGGCGGAGCUGCCCUGGUCGCACUGUAACAACACGUGGAACACAAAGGACUGCGUUCUGUUCGAACACCGCAACCAGACAGUCAAUGGGAGCAGCCUGCCUGAGAACGCCACCUCCCCUGUCAUGGAGUUUUGGGAGCGGGAGGUGCUCCGUCUCUCCAGCAGUUUAGACGAGCUCGGUCCAAUCAGCUGGAAGCUGGCUCUGUGUCUAGCCAUCGUAUGGCUCGUCUGUUACUUCUGUGUCUGGAAGGGAGUCAAGUCCACCGGAAAGGUGGUGUACCUGACAGCCACCUUCCCAUAUGUCAUGCUGUUUGUGCUGCUGGUGCGCGGUGCCACGCUGCCCGGAGCGACCCAGGGCAUCAUCUACUACCUCAAACCCAACCACACCCGCUUGGCAGACCCACAGGUAUGGAUGGAUGCAGGCACCCAGAUAUUUUUCUCGUAUGGGAUCUGUUUGGGAAGUCUCACGGCACUUGGCAGUUACAACAAAUACAACAACGACUGCUACAAGGACUCCUUCCUCCUGUGCCUGCUGAACAGCGCCACCAGUUUCCUGGCUGGUUUUGCCAUCUUCUCAGUGCUGGGCUUCAUGGCCGAGGAGCAAGGCGUGGAAAUAGACAAAGUGGCCCAGUCAGGACCGGGCCUCGCCUUCAUCGCCUACCCGAGAGCCGUAUCCAUGAUGCCUUUACCCCAGCUCUGGGCUGUGUGCUUCUUCCUCAUGAUCAUCAUGCUGGGGCUGGACACACAGUUUGUGAGUCUGGAGGCCCUGAUGACGUCGGUGACUGACCUGUACCCUCAUCUGAUCCGACGAGGCCACCGCAGAGAGUUGCUGCUGCUGUUUGUCUGCGUCGUCUGCUUCCUGGUUGGACUGGUCAUGGUCACGCCGGGUGGUCUGUAUGUGUUCCAGAUCUACGACCAUUUCUCCUGCAGUGGAGCCAGCCUGCUGCUUCUCUCCAUCUUCCAGUCUCUGGCCAUCGGCUGGGUCUACGGAGCGGAUCGCUUCAGUGCCAACAUCAGGGACAUGACGGGCUACAACCCGCUGCCCGUCUUCAAGCUGUGCUGGAAAUACUUGACCCCAGUUGUGUGCACGGCCACCUUCUUGUUUUCUCUCGUGUGCUGGACUCCACUAAACCUGGGUAAAGGUCUGGUCGCUCCGGUCUGGGCCACCACGCUGGGCUGGCUCCUUACCCUCUCCUCCGUCUCCCUGCUUCCCAUCUGGGCAAUCUACGCCCUGGCCACCACCCCGGGAACUCUGCCACAGCGCUUCCAGCGUCUGUGCAGCCCUGCCAAAAGCCCAUCACUGCCCCUCUGUCAGUACAGUCCUGCACUGCCCAUGUCUGAGAAACCAAAGGAGCCAAUCGCAGACAUCGUCCAGGAUCAUAGGACUUGAUAAUGGUCAGCGAUGACGUGACAUUGGAUGCUGGUCAGCCAAUCACAGUCGUUGUUACAGGUCGAGGUUAGAGCUAAGCGAGUGGUUGGAUCCUGGUUAGUCCACAUUUCUAGAUUAUACACAUCAUAACAGACCACAGAGGAAAAGAUCUGUUGUUUGAUGGUGAUCCUCGUCAGUUAAUAAAGGUGAUCACCAGAUAUUUGCAUUCAGAUGGUACUAUUGAACAUUAUAAAAGUUAUUGCAUAUCUUUACCAAUAAAAUGGUAAAGAUAUCUGACAGCUUAAUGAUCUCCACCUGAAUGCACCAUUAGUUUAACCCUCCUCCAGGACAAAUCCAGCGCCGCAGCAAAAACGUAGAUUUUCCCUGUUAAUUAGAACAGAUCAGACCGGUCCGGGUCAACAGUCAUCUUGAAAUGUGACUGAAACAGAGCGACAAUCCAGGUGGAGUUCAUGGACUAAACCAGGGUACUGCCUCAGUUUUAUUCUGGCUUUGUUUCUGCAAAGUGACAGUGAAAGAAGUUCCCUUUGGUUUGUGUGUCAGGGUGGUCGAGCAACAGAGACAGCGAAUAAGAGAGAGGGAGCGCCGAUAACGAGAAAGCCAGCGACUGAAAGAAAUUUUAAAAACUUCUUUCUUUUUGUUUCUUAGCGGUUCUGUUCAGCACAAAUAAUCGCCUUUUGUGGAGUUCGAAUGGUCCAUGACAUGCCUUACGCCCAGACCACUACAGCCAAAUACUGCUUUCACUGCCAAUACAUCAAGCACUUGAUGUCAUGGUCACACUUUAUAUCUGACAUAAGUGUUUUCAGUUCCACACAUUUAUCUUCUUUUUAAAAAGUGGGCAGGGAAGUUCUUUUUAUUUACUUCUUGCUGGUCUGCGGCCUCAAGUUUCAAGUAAAGUCUUGCAAAAUGAAAGGCAUUAGAAAGUUUUUGCACUGUAUGGAAAAAAAAAUCAGUUAUCAAGCAAGGAGAGAUGCAAUCAUAGUAUCUGAAUCAUCAUAUAUUGAUAUAUAAAUACAUUAGAAUAUCACUGCUGCUGCUGCUGUACAAUACAAAAGUAUGUUUUUACUCAAUGUUUAACUCAAACUACGUUUUAAUAAUGUCACUCCGGUUGUUUGUACAGGACAUAAUGUAACUGUGACCUGCAGUAAAUCUGAAGUGGCAACAUGGAAAAUGUACCUCUAUGCAGUGUAGGGAUAUUUAUAUUUUUCAGAAGAAAUUACAGUAUAUGAAUGUGACGAAUCAUGUUUCAAGUUUUAUAGAUAUUUUAAGUUUUCAUGUUUGCCUUUUACCUCCGUUGACCUCCUGAUGCGGAAAGACAGCAAAGGUGCCAUCAAAAAUAAAAGACAACUAGAUGUCGGCAUGUUUCCCCUUAGUUUAAAUAACUUCAAUUUAUAUUUCUUUUCAUGUAUGACAAUGUGUUUUUCUCCAUCACCAUAAGUCUUUCCAGCGUCUCAGUGGGGUUUACUGUACUUUAAGUCUGGCUGUACAGACUGUACCGUUCUCUGGGAAGGGGAUAUUUCUUGAGUGUGUUUAAUAAUGCAAACUUGAAACUGCUAUUUUUUUUAUAUAUAUAUUUCCUCCUCGUACUGUCAUUCAAACCUGGAUCAGUUUUUUUUUUUUGUUUGAGAUUCUUUCAAAUGUCCCUCUGAGAUUAAUUUAACGAAAAGCAACGAACCGGUAUCCAUGAAAGGCUUUCCUUUACUUCCAGUUGAUCCAAAUGUUUUAUCAUCUCUGUUUACAGCUCUAUAGAUGUGCCUCUUUGUUUUAAAGCAAGCUUCUUUUGUAUGUCUAUCAUUAUUUUUCAUACAUUUUAAAUAUAUACAUGUAUAUAUA
Molecule: messenger RNA, 3943 nt
Organism: Larimichthys crocea (large yellow croaker)
Lineage: Eukaryota; Metazoa; Chordata; Actinopteri; Sciaenidae
Product: sodium- and chloride-dependent GABA transporter 2
Exons: 15
Coding region: 146-2113 (655 amino acids)
Biological process (GO): nitrogen compound transport; sodium ion transmembrane transport; amino acid transport
Cellular component (GO): plasma membrane; cell projection
Molecular function (GO): gamma-aminobutyric acid:sodium:chloride symporter activity
Source: RefSeq, a predicted model, not a curated record